AUGUCCAUCAAGAGCGUCACUUUUUGCGUAUCUAAUGAAGUGGCAUUACCGCUGCAAAUAAAAAUUGACUCCCUGGAGGGGUCUAAACCUCUAUUGAAAGCGUCUCAAAAGCUUACACAACCUUCGUUGAUUCAAAGAACAUCAGACGUACAAGCAGAUAGUGAAAUGUUUGUUUCGGUACAGGUUUUUGAUAUGAAAAGUCGUAGGAAUCUCACAAUUCCGGUUUACACGCCAUACAUACCUUUCAAAAAUCUACGAAAGUGGGACGUUUGGCUGACACUACCGAUAACUUUAGAACAACUGACAUCGCACAGCACGCUACACAUUGUGCUUUGGGAGUUUGACGGUGAUAAAGAGGUGGAAUUUUUUUCGACCGAGACACCGCUGUUUGAACAAAACAGUCGAACUUUGAAAAGAGGUUCAGAGUCAAUAAAGUUCAAGUACGACGAACCUGACAGUAGCACAAUUGAGACCAACGAAACCCAGCAACUCAUCAACAAGUUUAAACAGGGCGAGAUAAAGGCCGUUCCAUGGCUAGAUGAACUUACGUUUCAGCAAUUGAGCAAGAACAGUAAGAAAAGAAAACUUCCGCAAGGUACAUUUAUUCUGAACAUUGAAUACCCGCUAUUCGACCUCCCGGUCGUAUACGCAGAAAAACUGUCAAGCAACGUUCAAGGAAACAUCCCCACGUACCACAACUUUGAUGUAAACACUGACACUCAGACCUCGCGCCCGGAACCACAGGCGAAAAUUUCAAUUGGCAAUGCCGCAGACUCCACUUUAAAGUUUUACGAUCCUGAUCAGUUCAACCCAGACCCAAUAGAAGAGAAGUUCAGACGUUUAGAGCGGGCUAGUACUAAUACUAGCUUAGAGAAAGAACUCAAACCAGACGCGAAAAAGCGAGAUGCGUUGAACACCAUUAUAUCGUAUCCACCAGGUAGCGACUUGACAGCUCAUGAGAAAGGGUUGGUGUGGAAAUACCGCUACUAUCUAAUGAACAAUAAGAAGGCUUUGACAAAGCUUUUACAGGUAACCAAUCUCACGGAGGAAAGCGAGCGCAAAGAGGUCCUCGAACUAGUAGAUGCAUGGGCUGAGAUAGAUAUAGAAGAUGCCCUUGAACUUCUAGGAUCGGCGUACAGAAAUCUAUCGCUGCGAUCGUAUGCUGUAAACAGGCUCAAAAAGGCUUCAGAUAGCGAAUUAGAACUGUAUCUUUUGCAGCUGGUGCAGGCUGUUUGUUUCGAAAGCGGCGAGCCGCUUUCAGACAAAUCAGCAAGCGAGUUUACGAUUGUCAAUGUUGCUCAAAGUGGAGCGGCCGCGCAAACUUCACCUAUAUCCGAAUUGAACAAUGGCAGCAAUUCCGUGAACGAACUGAAUAAUUCAGAGUUAGGACAAAGCUCAGUUUUGAUAUCGCCUCUUGCAGAAUUCCUAAUCAGGCGCGCGAUAAUAAAUUCACGUUUGGGAAACUUCUUCUAUUGGUACUUGAAGUCAGAAUCCGAGGGUAACCAGUAUUUGACGCAUAUUUUGGAGAGCUUUGUCAGUCGUUUACCCAAGGAAAGACGCGCUAAGCUUAAGCACCAAUCUCUUUUCAUAUCCAUGCUGGAAAGCUUUUGCUUGGAAGUAAAGAACUUGAGAGAUACAACACCCAAAAAAGUAGAGCUUCUAAUGCAUCUUUUGACGUCGAAGCUCCGGCCAUUCUUGAGAUCGGCCCCAGUGGAGUUACCACUGGAUCCCGAUUUUACUGUCACUGACGUCAUUUUACAGGACUGUAGAGUCUUUAAGAGCUCUUUGUCACCCGUAAAGAUUGCUUUCAACACUCUUCAUGGCCCGGAAUACGCUCUCAUGUUUAAAGUUGGUGAUGAUUUGCGGCAAGACCAACUUGUUGUCCAAAUCAUCUCCUUAAUGAACGAGCUUUUGAAAAAUGAGAACGUUGACUUGAAGUUGACGCCGUACAAAAUCCUAGCGACCGGAUCCAAAGAGGGCGCUAUCCAAUUCAUUCCCAACGACACCCUCGCCAGUAUUUUGAGCAAACACCACGGAAUCUUGCCCUAUCUGCGAACUCACUAUCCCUCUUCUGGGACCGACUUGGGCGUGCAAGAUUUCGUGAUUGACAAUUUUGUCAAAUCCUGUGCCGGUUAUUGCGUGAUCACCUACAUUUUGGGUGUUGGCGACCGUCACCUGGAUAAUUUGCUUGUCACACCGGAUGGCCAUUUCUUCCACGCCGAUUUUGGUUACAUUUUGGGUCAGGAUCCAAAACCGUUCCCACCUUUAAUGAAGCUACCACCGCAAAUCAUCGAAUCUUUCGGAGGCGCAGACUCCGAAAACUACAACAAAUUUCGCAGCUACUGCUUUGUCGCAUACUCCAUCCUACGCAGAAAUGCCAACUUGAUCUUGAACUUGUUCGAGCUCAUGAAGCCGUCCGAUAUUCCUGACAUCAAAAUUGAUCCAGAUGGAGCUAUGCUAAAAGUGAAGGAGAAAUUCUGUCUUGAUAUGUCAGAGGAAGAGGCAAUUAUACACUUCCAAAAUCUCAUCAAUGCAAGCGUCAGUGCCCUUCUACCGCUCGUCAUCGACCGUCUUCACAACUUGGCUCAGUACUGGCGAGCUUAA
Molecule: messenger RNA, 2604 nt
Organism: Lachancea lanzarotensis
Lineage: Eukaryota; Fungi; Ascomycota; Saccharomycetes; Saccharomycetales; Saccharomycetaceae
Gene: VPS34
Product: LALA0S03e02828g1_1
Exons: 1
Coding region: 1-2604 (867 amino acids)
Biological process (GO): phosphatidylinositol-3-phosphate biosynthetic process; autophagosome assembly; phosphatidylinositol-mediated signaling
Cellular component (GO): membrane; phosphatidylinositol 3-kinase complex, class III, type II; phagophore assembly site
Molecular function (GO): 1-phosphatidylinositol-3-kinase activity
Source: RefSeq, a predicted model, not a curated record